Drosophila melanogaster (fruit fly) is the source of this 1362-nucleotide messenger RNA. RefSeq lists its product as uncharacterized. Gene Ontology annotation, cellular component: membrane; mitochondrial inner membrane. The transcript is spliced from 3 exons. Bases 484 to 1197 code for a protein of 237 amino acids. NCBI's taxonomy places the organism in Eukaryota, Metazoa, Arthropoda, Insecta, Diptera, Drosophilidae. Gene Ontology annotation, biological process: carboxylic acid transmembrane transport. Gene Ontology annotation, molecular function: carboxylic acid transmembrane transporter activity. The record is from RefSeq and is marked reviewed.
GUGGUACUGGUGGUGGGGUUGUACUGGUGGUAGUAGUACUAGGUCUUGUUGUUGGUGCCGGAGUGGUGGUUGUGGUGGUGGUAGUUGUUGUCGUUGGCGCGGGAGUGGUGCUGGUUGUCCGAGAGCUACUCGGCGCGUUGCUCAAGUCCGUCGGAGCAGUAACUUCUUGCCUGGAAACGGAGUCAUGUCGUCUGCCAGCAGCGUAACUGGUCAUCCCAUAUGGAUCGUACUGAGCACCAGGCAGCAUAGGCGUCUGAGCAGCUCCAAAUCCAAAAAACCCAGGAGCUAAUGGCUGAUAAGUGUAUGUGCGGAAAUAGGUGAGCGGAAUUUGCUGGAGGAUUUGGCCGCCACUCGGCUCCCUGGUUUCCCUAUGGAUACGAUGAAGAAAGCGUUGGACAGUCGGGAACCUGUCAGGAUAAGAGUAAUCUAGCGGGAAAAGGAGAAUGGGUGCACUACAAUGGCGUCUUCGAUUGCUUCGCCAAGAUGUACCGCCACGAGGGCAUCUCCUCCUACUGGAAGGGCAUCAUGCCGCCAAUCCUGGCCGAGACGCCCAAGCGGGCCAUCAAGUUCCUGGUGUUCGAGCAGACGAAGCCGCUCUUUCAAUUCGGCUCGCCCACUCCCACGCCGCUGACCUUUUCUCUGGCUGGACUGACAGCCGGCACACUGGAAGCCAUAGCCGUGAAUCCCUUCGAGGUGGUGAAGGUGGCCCAGCAGGCUGAUCGCCAAAAAAAGAUGCUCAGCACGUUCGCCGUGGCCAAGGGUAUCAUACAGCAGGACGGAUUGGGCUUCAGCGGCCUCAACAAGGGCAUCACCGCCACCAUGGGACGCAAUGGAGUCUUCAACAUGGUGUACUUCGGGUUCUACCACAGCGUGAAGAACGUGGUGCCCGAGUACAAGGAGAGCCAUUUGGAGUUUCUGCGCAAGGUGACCAUCGGCUUCCUGGCCGGCACUCUGGCCUGCUUCGUCAACAUCCCAUUCGACGUGGCCAAGUCACGCAUCCAGGGACCGCAACCGGUCCCCGGGCAGAUAAAAUACCGAGGAACCCUCAGCUCCAUGGGCAUCGUCUACCGCGAGGAAGGAUUCCGAGCGCUGUACAAAGGGCUCGUUCCCAAGAUUAUGCGUUUGGGCCCAGGUGGAGCUAUUCUGCUGCUGGUCUUCGAGUACUCCUACGAUUACCUGCUCCACAACUACUCCUAGUCCUUAAGUCCUCAAGAGGCAAGCGCCUUCUUUGUUUUUUUGUAUAAUAGUAAGUCGAUUAGUCGCGAUCAAUGCCAUCAAGGGGAUGCUACUCUUCCGAUUGUGAUUCGUCAAUAAAUGUAUUUUUACUUUGUGUUGAAAAUAAAUAAUCAAUGAUAUUUUUAG